Molecule: messenger RNA, 1008 nt
Organism: Cladophialophora psammophila CBS 110553
Lineage: Eukaryota; Fungi; Ascomycota; Eurotiomycetes; Chaetothyriales; Herpotrichiellaceae
Exons: 1
Coding region: 1-1008 (335 amino acids)
Source: RefSeq, a predicted model, not a curated record
AUGCCGAGCCGCACCAUCACCUACUCUCCGACUUCCGUCAGCGUACUUACUCUGUCGCCAGUGCAGACGGUGCCCGUUGUACGACCGCCGCCAGUAGCUCAAGACCUUCCAAGUCGGCCUUCCGCCGUUCGCAGACACCCUGCAGAUCUGGACAUCGACGAAGUCCUCUCGGUGCUCCCCAUCCUGAUUCCCACCCCACCUGAAGAGCAGGGAUAUUUGUCACCUACUGAAUGUCCAACCCCUAAACCGGCCCCCUCGAGGGUUGUUGGACGAAGUAGGAGCGCCAGCGCCGCCAGCAGCGCCUCCAGCGAAGAAGGCGGCGUGUGUCUCCGGAACGACCCGUUCAUUUCCAUCGUUUACCCUGGCAGGGGAGAAGCAGUCCGGCCCCUUUCCGAGCCCAAGAACAAGUUGCUCGCAGUGCUGGUAAAGGAGAGCAAGCCGCUCUACAGCGAUGAGGAAGAUGAGGACGAGGCAGAGGACGUUUCCGACAACAAGUCCCCGUCUUCUUCUUCUUCUUCUUCUUCCUCCUCCUCCUCCCCCCCCUCCCUCCCCCCUCUCGACGUCGACGGCGCUCUCGUCCAAGAAAAUUGCGACCGCUCCGAGAAAUCCUUCAUCUCCGGCGGCCAUGAUAGCGUCUACAUGUACUGUAGAUCGGCCGAGCUGCGUCGAGCGACCCCUGCGCACCGUUCCCAGGAGGUGGGAGAGGGAGCUCAUUCAGCCGAGAUUUGUGACGAGAACCGCCGACCUCGACGACGGAUGGUUGUCCAGCGCUUCGACUCCAAGCAGGGCCGGUGGGCGGACGUGGAGACGGAAGGACGCACCGCUAGCUCCAAGUUCGGCGCCGUCGGCGAGAAACUGGCACCUCGCCCCCUCCCUUGUCGUCCUCCUCCUCUUCCUCUUCAUCUUUCUCAUCUUCGCCCGGCCGAUCGCGCCAAGGUCUUCGAGAAACUUCUCAGGUGGAGGAAUACUGAGCUGUGCGUGAUGGUAGCGCGCAAUGCACGCAAGUAG